CGUCUUAAUUUCUGUCACGAAAAAUUUUAACUAUUGUUUGUUUAUUUCUUUGAAUUUCGAUAAAAAGGGGAGAUGGACUUGGUGUCUCAGUCACUUCGAAAAUGUCCUUGUUUGCGCUUCUGUUCCUUCGACUCGUUGUUGGAAUCUUUGGGGGUAAACAAGGAAGAAUUGUGGGUGGUUAUGAAGCACGAAUAAAAGAUUUUCCAUACAUGGUUUCGGUACAAGUGUUCGGUAGACAUCAAUGCGGUGGUGCUCUCAUCAAACCAAACUACGUGGUCACAGCAGCGCAUUGUUACAUCCCAGGAUUACGGUAUGUUGUGAAAGCUGGUGUGGAUGAUCUACAAACUGAAGGUGUGGAGAGCAAAGUACUAGAAGUAACAACACAUCCCCAAUACAACAACGUGUUGCUCGAUUACGAUGUUGCUGUAAUGAAGCUUGAAACGCCCUUAAAAUGUAUCCCGGGAAAAAUACAGAUGGUCAGGUUGCCGGACUACUCUGACGAUGUACCCUUGACUUGGGGAAAGGUGAUUGGAUGGGGAGAGACGUACAACGUCAAAGAGAAGGAGAACAAACUGAGAGCCCUCAAUCUUGAAGUUUACAGGCAGGAGGUUUGCGAAGACGUGGAAAUGUUCCAGAUGAUGGACUCCAUGUUUUGUGCAGGGCAUUUCACUGGCGUCAAGGAUUCUUGUAACGGUGAUUCUGGCGGACCAUUCGUGAUAGGUGGGACUUUGUAUGGGGUGGUGUCUCAUGGAUCGAAAAAAUGCGCUAUAGGAUUCCCUGGGGUGUACACCAAAAUUCCUUUCGUCGUAAACUGGAUCAAAGAAGUGGCUAACUGUUGAACUCUUGAAAGCGAGUGAUGUUCAAUUCUGUAUCCGUAUACUUUGGUAGCUGUAUAUUGAGACAGAAAUGCAUGACAAGAUUUAUA
Molecule: messenger RNA, 925 nt
Organism: Coccinella septempunctata (seven-spotted ladybird)
Lineage: Eukaryota; Metazoa; Arthropoda; Insecta; Coleoptera; Coccinellidae
Product: trypsin 3A1-like
Exons: 4
Coding region: 102-839 (245 amino acids)
Biological process (GO): proteolysis
Molecular function (GO): serine-type endopeptidase activity
Source: RefSeq, a predicted model, not a curated record